Messenger RNA from Prunus armeniaca (apricot), 471 nucleotides. The record is from the annotation of a GenBank genome assembly. NCBI's taxonomy places the organism in Eukaryota, Viridiplantae, Streptophyta, Magnoliopsida, Rosales, Rosaceae.
AUGCGCAGGGGUCCAGGGUGGGGGUACAAUUGCUGGUUUGGCAUUGGGCUCUUGGCUGAGUUCGUUGAAGGCAAAAAGUCCAUGCCUUUUCUGUCUGUGAUGACCCUGAUUACUUCUACGACUAUGUUCAAGGCCUACGUGAUGGACUUGAGGCAGGCGUUGAUUCACGCCAAAGGUCUGGGCUACGGAAUAAACACGUCUGAGGAGCUUAAGUUUGUCACGGAGAUUGCUGCGACCACUGGGAUUGUUCUGGAUCCAGUUUACAGUGGCAAAGCUACUUAUGGAAUGCUGAAAGACAUGGCUGAGAAUACGAAGAUGUGGGAAGGAAGAAAGAUCCUCUUCAUACACAUAGGUGGGUUACUUGGGUUGUUUGACAAGGCAGAGCAGAUGGCUCCAUCGUUGGGAAAUUGGCGUCGGAUGGAUGUCCAAGAAUACGUUCCCCGGAGCGAUGGUAUCGGGAAAAUGUUCUAG